AUGACCAAGAGAAACAUUCUGAUCGGGUGCACCGGAAGCGUGGCCACGAUCAAACUACCGUUAUUGAUUCAAAGAUUGCGUGAUUCUAACCCGAAUCUGAACAUUAAAAUCAUAGUUACCGAACACGCACAGCAUUUUUUCGCGACAUCGGACAUCCCCGCGAACGUCGCCAUCUAUCGGGAUGCCGACGAGUGGAGCAGCUGGAGCGGUCGGGGCGAUCCGGUAUUGCACAUCGAGCUGGGCAAGUGGGCCGAUCUGAUGGUGUUGGCACCGUUGGACGCCAACAGUCUGGCCAAAAUGGCCCAAGGGUUGUGCGACAAUCUGCUACUCUGCACGGCGAGGGCAUGGGAUUUUGGGAAACCACUGCUGUUUGCUCCGGCCAUGAAUACCCGAAUGUGGGAACAUCCGGUGACGGGGCCACAGAUCGAGACGCUCGUGUCGUGGGGCUGUAGGGAAAUUCCGUGCGUGGCCAAGACGCUGAUGUGCGGAGAUACGGGGCUGGGUGCGAUGGCCGAAGUUGAUACGAUUGUGCAGCAGGUGCUGGGGUGUUUGGGAGAGAUGGAAUCGCGCAUGGUUUAGCUAAUAAAUGUGUUUUUGUGGUACAAA
This is a messenger RNA of Aedes albopictus (Asian tiger mosquito), 606 nucleotides long. RefSeq names its product phosphopantothenoylcysteine decarboxylase (gene Ppcdc). Gene Ontology annotation, biological process: coenzyme A biosynthetic process. NCBI's taxonomy places the organism in Eukaryota, Metazoa, Arthropoda, Insecta, Diptera, Culicidae. Gene Ontology annotation, cellular component: phosphopantothenoylcysteine decarboxylase complex. The record is from RefSeq and is a predicted model, not a curated record. Gene Ontology annotation, molecular function: FMN binding; phosphopantothenoylcysteine decarboxylase activity. The coding region runs from base 1 to 579 and encodes 192 amino acids. The transcript has a single exon.